Molecule: messenger RNA, 2889 nt
Organism: Lodderomyces beijingensis
Lineage: Eukaryota; Fungi; Ascomycota; Pichiomycetes; Serinales; Debaryomycetaceae
Source: the annotation of a GenBank genome assembly
AUGUUUUCGGAAGACCACCAUCACCAUCAUCGUCAUUGCCAUCAUCAGCAGCAACAGCAGCAGCAGCAGCAGCAACAAACUCAAGCUCAAGCUCAGGCUCAGACUCAGACUCAAAUGGCUCAACAACAACAACAGCAGCAGCAGCAGCAGCAACAACAACAACAACAAGAACAGGUGUCUUUGUCGUCGCCAUCAUCACAGCCACUGGCUUCUACUACGACGACUACUACUUUAGCUACUGCUUCAGCUGCUGCUUCAGCUACAGCGUUAGCUUCAGCUUCAGCUUCAGCGUCAGCGUCAGCAUCCAACCAACGGGAAGGAUCCACUGUUACUGCGUCCAGGGUCGAAGAGCUGGACCCUACAACGGAUCCUCGUCUUCACCACCACCACCACCACAUUCACAUCCACAAGCACCCCCAUUUUAAACAGCCACACCACUGCCAGCACCACCAGCACCACGCACCACAACCGAUGAUGAUGCAGCCCACGGCAACCUCCCAGUUUAGACAGGUUUGCUUCAACCCCAUGACGAGUCAAAAGACACACCAAAACACAGUGAUAACGCCCUCGUCGACACCUUCAAACACAGUCCAGGUGUCUCCAACGUCCCAUUCCCCGCUGGAACUCUCCACCACCACCACCAAUGGGAGCCAAAAACGCUUAUCUUCUUCAUCAACAGAUUGUAGCAAAAGGCUAAGAUUAGACACCGGACACCACUUGGCUACCGCUAUUCCCUCCGAAGACGUCGAAAUGACUGUUGCUACUACCACUUGCUCUCCUUCUUCGUCAUCAAGCUCAGCAACACCGGCAAAUACAUCAACUACAAUAACAAAUACACACCAAAACCCAACUAUAAUCACCACCACCACCACCACCAAUACUCCAACACCAACAAAUAGUGCUUCUGCCACUGCCACUAGCACAACAGCAGGAACCACCACCCUACCACCACAGACCAACAUCUCCAAAACACCCAAAUUCAUUCGUAAAUUUAGGUCCCGGUCAUUACCGAUUAUCCAUUUCAGCAACCCAAACUCGGCCAUUUUCCCCAGUAUAAGGAAAAAGCAAAACCUUUACCAACCAAAUACUGCAACUUUAUCCAAAAAGGAAGCUGCUGCUGCUGCUGCUGCCUCCGCCGCUGCCGCCGCUGCUGCAACUUCAUCAUCAUCAUCAUCUUCUUCUUCGCAUUCCUUAUCCAAUGCAUCAGCCAAUGUUCCUCCUUUACCACCAAUCAAUUUGCAAUCACUCAAGGAAAUUGACCUUCACGAAAUUCUCAAAAACCCUCAACUACGCCACGAUAUCUUGUUUGACCCGCAAUUACAAUUUAGACCCAACUUGGAUGGCGAACGUGGCAAGAGAAAGAAAUCAAUCAUUGACAAGUAUUGGAUGGAAAUUCAAAAAGAAUGUCAGCAGUUUUUCAACCAGGAGACCAAACGGGAAAUCAAGAUUAAUCGAUUACCUAUAUUAUUCACCACCCUCCGAGACAUUCUCUUGUCGCUUCUUCCAACAAAAGAUCGCCAGCAAGUAAAUGAAAUCUUGGAUAUCGAAUUAUUGGUGCAACAAUUGAAACAUGGCUCAUUUGAUUUUGUUGAUAUGAGCAGGUGGUUGGGCGAUGUCUUUAAACUGCACUGUGCCCCAAUGAGAGACUCAUGGGUAUUGGAAAUGAACCAAAAAUUUAUCGAUGCAGCAACUUACAAUAGCGUUUCCUAUUUGGUUGGCGGCUUGCGCAUGAUUUUCCAAAUCUUGGAAGCCAUGAAGUUGGAUGUUGCCAACCACCAGAUUAGAAUCCUUCGACCUGUGCUCAUUGAGACUGCAGUUGAGUUUGAGCGUGACUACUUUCAAACGUUGAUCAACCACCACAAGAUCAACAUUAACGAUUCCCUCAAUUGGUUCUACAAGAAGCUCAUCAAGAAGAGAUCUGAAGCAAAUGAAGAAUCGAUGGAGAUUGACGAAUAUACACUUAAACCAAUGAUUAUCAGCUCCAUCACCGAUUUGUUGAGUUGCCGUCAAAUGGCCACCGAGUUCCCACUGACGUUGACUUUUGACCACACGAGGCUAGUCUUGCUCCGAGCAGAUGUUCGUCAAUUGGUGUGUGUUCAAUUGUGCGUCUUUCUCUACAAGCAGCAAGUGGUUAACUCCAAGUCCUCCACGAGUUUGCUUACCCCAGCCAAUAUCGCCAAAGUCCAACAAGAGAUUCUUGCAAUUGUUACUGACGAUAACGGCAACAUCAAGUGGACCAAAAACAUCAAUGCCAUCUCAUUGCAAUUGGUCAAGAACUUGUACCCUGCAUCAGCUGUUCCCGUCAACCUCCCACAAUCAUUGAUUGAUUUUAACCACAAUUGGCUAAUGAAACACAUUCAACCAAACUCACAAGUUUACGGGUUGAUGGAAAUCAAGAUUUUCAAAGAGUUGAUUUCAGAAAUACUCAAGAUUAUCGAGUCUGACGAAUUUGAAAAGGAAGCAGCUAAUAGCAGCUCGUUGCAGUCUACUAUUUCAGCCAAUGGUACCGCUGUUGCUACUACAGCUACAACAUCGGCAUCAUCAUCAGCGGCAGCAGCACCUCAACCUCCAACGGAAAUGAAGAAUAUUGCUCAAAGAAUAGCAACAUUGGUGAAGUUCCAUUGGAACGUGUUUGGUGCUUACUACUUUGAUUACAUCAAAUCUCAAUUCACCAAACUCCAGUUGAAGCAGCAGCAGGAAAAGGAGAGGCAAUCACUCAACAAGGCAGGUGAUACCGAUAGCAUCCUCACCAUUGACUCGCAAGAUGACUCUGACCCAACUUCAACUUCAACCGAGACUAGAACCGCCCAAGUCAAUGCACAUAGACCAUCAAACGAAGGCGAAAGCAAUAUUGAAAGUGCCUCUGCUCCACUAAGCAUGCUUUCGUGA